This is a messenger RNA of Cuscuta campestris, 1048 nucleotides long. NCBI's taxonomy places the organism in Eukaryota, Viridiplantae, Streptophyta, Magnoliopsida, Solanales, Convolvulaceae. The record is from the annotation of a GenBank genome assembly.
CUUCUCUUGCAUCCUGAAUCAGAUGACUCGGCUCAGCUAUCUCAGAUUGAGACCGAGAAACUUCUAGCUUUUCGAGUUGAAGAAGAAAUGAACAAACGAACAAAAGAAGGAAAGUACAAGGGGAAGAAAUUCAAUGCUAUUUGUCAUUUCUUUGGUUAUCAAGCUCGUGGAUCACUGCCAUCAAAGUUUGAUUGUGACUAUGCUUAUGUGCUUGGUCAUGUCUGUUACCAUAUUUUGGCUGCUGGCUUGAACGGUUACUUGGCAACUUUAACUAACUUGAAGAAUCCAGUGAAUAAGUGGCGCUGUGGAGCUGCUCCAAUAACUGCUAUGAUGACGGUUAGGCGUUAUGGUCAUGGUCCUGCUGCAUCAUCAUUCGGAAGACCUGCUCUUCAUCCUGCUACCGUUGAUUUAAGAGGGAAAACAUAUGAGCUGUUGAGACAGAAUGCCACAAAGUUCUUGUUGGAUGAUGUAUACAGGAAUCCCGGACCUCUUCAGUUUGAUGGCCCAGGUGCUGAUGCAAAGGCUUUAACUCUUUGUGUCGAGGACCAGGAUUACAUGGGCCGUAUCAAGGAGUUGCAGGAAUAUCUUGAUAAGGUACGCACAAUCGUGAAACCAGGGUGCACGCAAGAUGUGCUUAAAGCAGCUUUGAGUGCCAUGGCUUCUGUUACUAAUAUUCUCUCAGUAAUGUCAAAUGGCGGGAACACAAACUUCUAAACAAUGAGCAGCAAAUGCUCGGCCUUUAUUGAAGAGAUUUUAUGGCACCUCCAGUGUCUUCUACUGCACUAGGUGGAAAACAAAUGAGACUGGUGUGUUUGAGCACUGUUGUUAGGACUCCUGGGAUCUCUAUCUUGUCUUUUGAUCCUUGUAAUUUUGAGUUGUGAGGUAAUUGAGAGUGGAUUGUCCGCUGCGGUCUGAGGAAUGGUUCCCUUUUUCAUUUAUUUAUUUAUUGUUUUUAUGUUUUAAAAUAAGAGGACCUUUUGGACCCUUCAAAAAAAAAAGUACGCAAUAUUUACUCUAGUACUUGAAAUAAUAAUGUAGUUGCUCAAAA